Molecule: messenger RNA, 354 nt
Organism: Aphanomyces astaci
Lineage: Eukaryota; Oomycota; Saprolegniomycetes; Saprolegniales; Verrucalvaceae
Exons: 3
Coding region: 1-354 (117 amino acids)
Source: RefSeq, a predicted model, not a curated record
AUGCAGACAGCCUCCACGUUAGAACAAAGCAAAGCCGUCAACGAGGCGAAGGAAGUCGGCCUUCGUGAACCGAAACUUCUCGAGGCACUCACGAUCGUUGUAGCGGGUAAGCGAGAAGAGGACGUCCGGAAUGGUGAGGCGCUCAGCCGCUGCAGUGCGACGUCGAUGAAGUGCGAAGAGCCGAAAAGCAAAGCCGUCAACGAGGCGAAGGAUGUCGGCCUUCGUGAACCGAAACUUCUCGAGGCACUCACGAUCGUUGUAGCGGGUAAGCGAGAAGAGGACGUCCGGAAUGGUGAGGCGCUCAGCCGCUGCAGUGCGACGUCGAUGAAGUGCGAAGAGCCGAAAGUGCAGUAA